GAGCCUGGCGUGGGGCCCUGGGCUGCAGGCCGCCGCCGUCCUGCCCGUACGCUACUUCUUCCUGCAGUCGGUGGACUCGGACGGCCGGAACCUCACUAGCUCGCCGCCAGGGAGAAAGCUGAAUUGCCACAGGGCCACCAUCUUUAGAGUGUGGACUAUUACUGCUUGAAUGUUAUUCAGAGGAGAAAAGACCAAGUAGGAGAAAUGUUACUUCCUUCAGUGAAUUAAUUUUUUCAUCCACUGUUAUUGAAUGGCUGAUGAGUCCCAUGUUCAAUCAUAUCCUUGAUUUAAGGAUGGACCACACAUAGUUGCUGUCUGCAAGGAUCUUCCAGGAUGAAAUAAACGUGGUUUACCAUGAACACUGCAGGACAAAGAACUUCUAUCCUAAGAUACGUGUCUAAUCACUGAGACAUAAUGACCAGGAAAUGGCAAUGUUAUUUGUAUUUCUUUUGCUUACAGGUCAAACACAUUUCAAAGUAGUGGUAAAAUCCCUUUCACCUAAAGAGUUGGUCCGUAUUUAUGUCCCUAAACCUUUGGACAGAAAUGAUGGAACAUUUUUGGUGAGAUACCGGAUGCACGAGACUGUUCAUGAAGGGCUCAAGAUAGAGAUCCUUUAUGGUAGUGAGCACGUGGCUCAGUCUCCCUAUAUUUUAAAAGGACCCGUGUACCAUGAGUACUGUGACUGCCCGGAAGAUGACCCUCAGGUCUGGCAGAAAACUCUGUCUUGUCCAGCCGAUGAACCACAGAUCGAGCAGGAUUUUGUUUCCUUCCCCAGCAUUAAUCUCCAGCAGAUGCUGAAGGAGGUCCCCAAAAGAUUUGGGGACGAGCGGGGUGCUGUUGUUCAUUACACGAUUCUCAAUAACCAUAUCUACCGGAGAUCUUUGGGGAAAUACACAGACUUCAAGAUGUUCUCUGAUGAAAUUUUGCUGUCACUGGCAAGAAAGGUCACCCUCCCAGAUUUAGAAUUUUAUAUCAACCUUGGAGAUUGGCCCUUGGAGCAUCGAAAAGUCAAUGACACCCCUGGCCCUAUACCUAUCAUUUCCUGGUGUGGCUCCUUAGACUCAAGAGACAUUAUCCUUCCAACGUAUGAUGUCACCCACUCCACACUCGAAGCAAUGAGGGGUGUCACAAAUGAUCUCCUCUCUGUUCAGGGAAACACAGGGCCUUCCUGGAUCAAUAAAACCGAGAAAGCUUUCUUCAGAGGUAGAGAUAGCCGAGAGGAGAGGCUGCAGUUGGUACUUCUAUCCAAAGAAAAUCCACAGCUGCUAGAUGCAGGAAUUACAGGAUAUUUCUUUUUCCAAGAGAAAGAAAAAGAGCUUGGAAAAGCCAAGUUGAUGGGUUUCUUUGAUUUCUUUAAGUACAAGUACCAAGUGAACGUGGAUGGGACUGUGGCUGCAUACAGGUAUCCAUACCUCAUGCUGGGCGACAGCCUGGUCCUGAAGCAGGAUUCACCGUACUAUGAACAUUUCUACAUGGCACUAAGGCCUUGGAAACACUAUGUUCCCAUUAAAAGAAACCUCGGUGAUUUACUAGAGAAAGUGAAAUGGGCCAAGGAAAAUGAUGAAGAAGCAAAGAAGAUAGCGAAAGAAGGACAGCUAACUGCUAGGGACCUGCUCCAGCCACCCAGACUUUACUGCUACUAUUACAGAGUGCUACAGAAAUAUGCUGAGCGCCAGGCCAGCAAGCCCAUGGUCCGUGAUGGAAUGGAACUCGUUCCCCAGCCAGAUGAUGGCACAUCCAUUUGCCAGUGCCACAGGAAGAGGCCCAAGAGAGAAGAGCUUUAAGGAGACCCAGCUCCACACUCCUUUGUAUGCCAGCUGCAUCUUUAAGACUUGUGAAAGAUAGCCGGGCGGUGAUGGCACACGCCUUUAAUCCCAGCACUUGGGAGGCAGAGGCAGGCGGAUUUCUGAGUUCGAGGCCAGCCUGGUCUACAGAGUGAGUUUCAGGAUAGCCAGGGCUACACAGAGAAACCCUGUCUCGAAAAAACAACAACAACAACAACAAAAAAGACUUGUGAAAGAUGCUAAGCUGUGAAGAAACAGAGAAGCCAGGCCCAGUGGAUAGGCUUACACCUGUAAUCCAGCACAAUGGAAGCAGAGGCAAGAGGAUUUUAUUGGUGCAAAGCCAACCUGAGAUUUGUGGUGACUUCCAGGCCAGCCCAGAUUACCCAGUUGGAUCUUAUGAAAAAGCCAGAACAAAAAAGAAAUGUAGAGAAAUGCUAAGCAUUUAACCCCACACUUGAGAGCCUACGUCAGGAAGAUCAUGGGUUUCAGUAUUACCAAAUACCUUCGGAACUGUCUGUGCACCCUUGUGGAUAAAAAGGCUCAUGAAUCACUGGGAAUCUCUGGGUGGCACACUCACAUGCACUGGCUUGUUUCUAUCUUUACCAAAGAUAAAAACUUCACUUACUGUUAUAUUCAGUUAUGAAGGGAGAAGUGUUUGGGGAGGUUUGAAUUUCUCUCCACUGUGUCGUUUCUCCUCAUGUAAGCUGUUCCCAUUGCUUGGUGACAGCAGCCUCCUUUUGGAAGAUCUGAUGAGGUUAACUAAGGAACAAGCUGCUGCUACUUAAGGUGGCACGGCGACUGAAGGAACAUACCACAUUGUUUAAAUCUUUCCAGCUAAGUAGCAUUAAGUGUGUGUGGCAACUGAGAAUCUGAGUUGUACCCCUAUUAAAAACAGUACAGCCACAGAUACGGAGAAUAGCAUCCUGUGGGCAUUUAUGUACUGGGAAUGUAAAAAUAGCAGCCAUCCACGUGAGAUAUUUCAUUCUGUUUGUCCUUCUGAGAAUCUUUGAGAAUUGUUACAGCCAGCUUCAGGAAGCCAGCCAGGAUUCACUAAUAACCCAAUGACAGAGGCAGGCGCUCAUUCCUGGAUCCACAGACCCUCCUGUUUCAGUAGUCUGAUAAACAGCAUACUGAAGCUGUUAAGAUAAAGGCUUUGGGACUUGCCUCUACGUUUGAGGACAAGGUCAAGAUCUAAGUCUCAUACCAUAAGUUCACUUCUGAUUCCUCAGAUCAGCAUCAAUCCAAGAUGCAGUUCCUGACAGAAUGCUCUCUAAAACAAGAGCUACCCACACUCCCAGAGUAAAGGUUCUCCCCGAACUGAAAUACUCAUUUGCUCAUAUCUGUUCUCCUGGAGACCAAUAAGAACACAAGAAUUUAUAUCUUUAACUAGAUCAUAAAAAUAUCAGCAUGACAAAUAUCCCAUAUGGACAUGAGAAAAAAGACUGCCUCCCUCGCUUCUACCUCUUUAACCACAGGUUCAGAAAGCAAAUGAUGGUUUGUUAGAGACACAUUAAUUUUUUAAACCGUUGUCAUUUGAGGCUGAACAGCCCUAGCUGAACAAGGAGAAACCACAUUGAGACAAACUGGGCAGUUUCUACUGACUUGUCCGAGCCCCCGAGAUUCUCAUUUUGAACAGUCCCACUUUGGAACAUUACACUGGAGACAGUCUUUGACACACAAACCUGCAAGGGACAUUUUACAUCCAAACUGUAGCAAGUCUAUCAAUAAAUCUAGGUGACUCCACUUGACCAUAGCCUUUGAAAUGAGUUUUCCAUGGCUUUAUGGUUCAUUAACUUGAGCAUACCUUAGGGAAACAAGCCGCAUUAUUAGACCCUGAUUCCUUCCCUUCCGACUUACCUAUUGUCCAUAGAGUCCAUUAGCCACUUUUAAUACUGAAAUUUUUAUUAAAAUAUAUCUGGCUUCAGGAGCCAUGAGUUGAGAGUAAAGAGAAACCACUGGGGAGAGGUUGGAGGGAGAAAGGGGGACAAUGAUAUAUUUUAAUUUCAAUAGAAAAAAAAGUUUUAUAUGACUUUUGAAAAAGGGAUGUAAGGAUACAAAGAUAUAGGUGUGUUCAUUUGAAUAAACUGUCAACAAUGUUUAUGUUUUCAAACACUGAGUCCAUCACCCAUCAAUUGUGAGCACAUUGCCUAAAUAGCUACUGAUGAGUUGAGGAACUGAGCACCACCAUUAACAAGAAGAAACCAGUUUUAAUUACGCUGUAAUGAAAGCUUUCCAUGACCAAAGAGAGGCACUGGACAGAACGUGAAGACCUUUUCUAAAGGAAAGGGUUGGGUGGGCAGGACAGACUGAUAGUGUUGGGAAGAGUACAGAGAGAGGGCGAUUUUUACUUUUGCUUUAUACCAUUUUAUAAUAUCCAAAUUGGUUUUAAAUUAUGAAUUUAUAUCAAGCUGUAAAAUAAAAAUGUCAACAUGGUAAAAAAAAAUGCACAGAGGAGACUAUAAUAAGGGGAAAGGAACAGAUAUUUUAUGUUUUCCACAAUGCCAUAUUAAGAAUGUCUAGAAUUUUGCCCUGUGGUUUUAUUUUAUAUAUAUAUACUCUUUUUUUAAUAAAGCACAUUUUCAUAAUAAAAA
Molecule: messenger RNA, 4375 nt
Organism: Mastomys coucha (southern multimammate mouse)
Lineage: Eukaryota; Metazoa; Chordata; Mammalia; Rodentia; Muridae
Gene: Poglut3
Product: protein O-glucosyltransferase 3
Exons: 8
Coding region: 426-1784 (452 amino acids)
Cellular component (GO): endomembrane system
Molecular function (GO): glucosyltransferase activity; protein binding
Source: RefSeq, a predicted model, not a curated record